GCGAGAGAGAGCGAGCGAGGAAGCGAUCAAAUCAAAAUGGCGUGCAUCGUAAAUUUCUCGGCGAUAACGCAGCCAAAGCCUCAGCCUUGCUUUGCUUCACUCCCAGCCUCCACUUCUUCCCAUCGCUCUAACUCUCCCAAGCUUCAAACUUCACACUUGUCAUUCGCCUCGAAUAAUUCACGCAUCUCCCUCCGUUACGAUAGAACCCUAGCCGUCUCUCCUCCAAGGGAAACCUUGUUGUCAAAAGCUCCUAAUUUCAUGAUAGUAGCAGCUGCUAAUAAGCCAGAACCUCUCAAAAUUAUGAUAUCUGGGGCUCCUGCUUCUGGCAAAGGAACCCAAUGCGAGCUCAUCACACAAAAAUAUGGCUUGGUGCAUGUUGCUGCUGGCGAUUUACUUAGGGCAGCAGUUGCGGCUGGUAAAAUACCUUCUCAUCGAGUGUUGACAAUUUCUAUCCCGUCAAAGGAAUACCUGCAUGAAGUUGAAGAGCAACAUCACCGACAACCUGUUUUAAAAUUAGCAAAGCAUAAAGGUGGUCAGGUCCAUGUUGGACUGUUAAAUAGAAACUAG
Juglans microcarpa x Juglans regia is the source of this 567-nucleotide messenger RNA. Its product is annotated as adenylate kinase 5, chloroplastic-like. Gene Ontology annotation, cellular component: cytoplasm. The record is from RefSeq and is a predicted model, not a curated record. Lineage: Eukaryota; Viridiplantae; Streptophyta; Magnoliopsida; Fagales; Juglandaceae. The transcript has 4 exons. Bases 37 to 567 code for a protein of 176 amino acids. Gene Ontology annotation, biological process: nucleoside triphosphate biosynthetic process. Gene Ontology annotation, molecular function: AMP kinase activity; ATP binding; nucleoside diphosphate kinase activity.